Molecule: messenger RNA, 7361 nt
Organism: Numida meleagris (helmeted guineafowl)
Lineage: Eukaryota; Metazoa; Chordata; Aves; Galliformes; Numididae
Gene: MTUS2
Product: microtubule associated scaffold protein 2
Cellular component (GO): cytoplasm; nucleus
Molecular function (GO): microtubule binding
Source: RefSeq, a predicted model, not a curated record
CCGCCGCGCUGUGCCGCUCCGUCCUGCCGGUGGGAGGAGGUGGCAGCAGCGGCGGGAGGAGGUGGCAGCAGCGGCGGGAGGCAGGUUUCCACCCUGAGACUGUCUUCUAAGGCAAACUAUCACCAAUGGAAGUAACAUUUGUUUUUCCAGCAUUCUGGGAUCCCGUUCUUUGGAGCUCAUUGCUUUGCUUUGCCCAGAAGCCUGCCUGGUCCUCAGCCUCUUCCCAGCUUCUGAAGGAGGGAAGAGGACUGUACUGUUUGGGUUGGCUGGAUUAACUGGCUGUCAUUCAGAGGGACCUUGACAGAUCUAUUUUGCUUUCGUUGAACCUCUCUACUGCACGUCGUAAGGAUUUCCUGCAUCCAGAAGCUGCACUGAAGGCAACUGGGCAGCACAAAAAUGUGACUUUGACAAGAGACUCCAAGCCUUCUGCAGAGGAAUUUCUUACUGAUCAGUUUGUAAUUUAAGCCUAUAACUGAAGCAUGCAUAGUAGUUAGUUAAUCUGAUAGGGGAAAAAGGCUUUCUUGUUACCUAGCGCUGCCAAAAAAGCAGUCACUUGAAGCUUCAGAAUGAGUGCUCCGUUAAUCCCAAACAAGUCAUGUUACUCCCAGCUUCAGGACAACCGAAGUGAAAUAAAAAAUAAUAAUGAAAGCACAGUGAGUGUGGGGGAUACCAAUGCCAACCAAAUCGUGACAAAAGUUAGAACCACGGAAGGAGAUAUCAAGAAACAGGGUUUGACAGAGGAGGGUGGAAAUAUACACUCUGGAGGAUCAGAGAAAGUUACUCAUCUGGAUACAGAACAGAAUAAACUGGUGUUCAGAGAUUCUCGGACCUGUAACACCAGCGUACAGGAAAGUAAGCUGCCCUCAACCACAAGCAGGGAAAUGGGGAAGGACAGCAGGACCAGCGAAGUUAAGGAUAUAGCAAGGCAUAUCAGGAUUAGCCGAGGACAAAGUCUGUCCAAUUUAAAAAGCAGCACAAAUGAUUCUAACCUGGAGAUAAUUUCAAAAGGUGAUGUUGACUUCACCCAGAAUUUUCCUAAGGGUAAAACGUCCAGAGCUGUGGAGAUGGAAAGAAUAAAAAGGCUCUCUUUGGGCAGACCCAGUAAAUUUUCUCCUCAAUCUGAAACACUUACGAAAGAAUGUGUUGGCCGUGCGUCUUGUAAGCGUCUGCUUUCUGCAUCAUUGGAUUCCAUUGACAGGUCUCACCAUUUGAUUGGAAAUACAGAGAAAUCACAAAAAACUUCCACAGAUCAUUUUCUCGGGAUGGUGUUUCAUCCACUCGACAAUACCUCAGAGGAAAAUACUGUCUUUUAUUCCAAACCAUCUACCUCAGGGAACAAGAAAAUAAGUAAACCAGAAAAUGUACCAAACGUUAACACUGAAAGCACACUGCAUACUUCUCAUACCAAUCAUCAUUCAGCUGUUAAGCCCAAUGAGAUUGCUAGUAAAUCAGAAGCACAAUUAGGUCAGGGUGAUAGAAGUAAGAAACUGGAGCUUAAGGCUGCACCAUCUCUACAGUCUAAAAACACAUGUCAACAAAAGGUUGAGAGAAUUAUGGUGGUAGAGUUUCUGGGAUGUAAAAAAGAUGGAAGUACAACAGUGCAAGAACAGAAAGGGUCUGGAUCUGACACAUCAACAUUUCAAACAUCCCAUUUUCAAGACAUUUGUGAUAAAGCAGAGGACCCCUUGUCAAGUCAGGUCGUAACCUCUCCUGAUGACAAAUUGCAAAGUGAAAGCUUCACCAUCCAUGGGGAAGGAAGAGGAGGCCAUGAGAGUGACAGCGGGGCAGCUACCCAGGUUAGUGAGGAAGACAGAGAAGUGGAAACAAUAAUCCCACUCACCUGCGAUGGUAAUUCCAGCAGCAAAGUGACACCUAAAAAAAAUGAAAAUUUACAUGAAGCUGAUGCAGGCUGUGCUGGAACAGUUGGUGAACAGGUAUCUCUUAUCAAUAACACGAAUCUACCUGACAGCAAACCCUUGCAAGUUAAUGAGGAGAAACUGAUGCUAGUCGAAGGAAGCACUGAGGAUGCUGCCGUGCCUGCUUCUGAUCUCUCGGAACAACACAGAGUGUGCAGUGCGGAGACAGUGCCAAACCAACAACCUGACAACCACAAUAGUGAUGUGGAAACCUCAAGCUUCUUGGUUCCAAGUAAAAAGACAGCUCCUGCACAGAAACAUCCUCCAGAUGAAGCACCAGAGAGCUAUAAUGUUUCGGCAAAGGCUGACACCUUUUUAUGUGUUCCUACUCAUAUGCACCCGGUGGCAGUGCUGGAUGUUAAUAGUCAGCCCGCACUAUCAAACAGUAAUUUGAAGGACCUUUAUGCACUUCCCAUUAACAAACUGUCACCCUCCUCAGUCCUACCUCCUGUUGACAGUACGCAGUUGAUAAACAUAUCCCCCAAAGUGCCUAUGAAGACUGCAAUCAGCAGCGCAAUCCCCAAACCUAUCUUGGUCCACUCCAAGGGCUCCCUCACAGAUAAGGUGGAUGUGGACAGUGACUGCAGUGAGAAACUGGAAGAAAGCAUGGAGGUGAAACCUGCCAUACCCAAGCCCAAACCUGUGAGACCUAAAAUCAUCACAUACAUCAGAAGAAACCCUCGUUCGAUAGAGCAGCUCGACCCUUCAUUUGCACCAGCGGGGCUGCCGUACGGUACCACAGCGUGCACAGUGCCCAUCUCCAUGGAGCAGAAGACAUCUGGUGGAGGGGAGGGGAAGGCCCCCAGCGUCCUGUAUGACAAAUUUAAACCUGACCUCCAGAAGCCAAGGCUCUUCAGUUCUGGACUGGUGGUGUCAGGAAUUAGGGCCCCCGGUCAUCACUUCGGUCCAGUGGGUGAGAAGUUCCUGCAGGAGGUUGGGGAAAGGCCUGCAAAAGACGAAUUUUGUCCUCCACCAUACACUCACUAUGAGGUCCCACCAAGUUUUUAUCGGUCUGCCAUGAUACUUAAGCCACAGUUAGGACUGGGUGCAGUCUCCAGGUUACCAUCUGCCAAAAGCAGGAUUCUCAUUGCAAGUCAAAGAUCCUCAGGCACCUGUCUUCAUCAGCAAGGAGAAAUAACGAGUGCUCCCAGUCUCUAUCAUCCUGAUGCUUCAGUUGAUCUUAAGAAAGUCCCGUGUCCAAAUGCUGCAAAGUCAAAUCUCCCCAAGCCGUGUCCAUCCGGACUUCGCCCUCCAGGUUACUCGCGGUUGCCAGCAGCCAAGCUGGCAGCAUUUGGUUUUGUGAGAAGCUCAAGCGUGUCCUCUGUCUCCAGCAACCAGUCAAACGACAGCGCUCAGAGCGAUCAAAGCAGGACAGCCAACCGUUCCAGCUUUGGAAAUGAAGAGCAAAGCACUCCUAAGGCAUCUGCACCUUCUAAAGACAUACCCAAGGGUAGCAGCAAGAACACAACGCAGGUAUCGAGCGGCACAGCGACUCCGCGUAGGAGCUUACUUCCAGCACCGAAAACUGCCACUGCACCUGCUGGCUUGAAGAAAGAAAUACAAAAGGAUCAGGAUGCUAAUAGACCAGCUGUCUCCUCCCCUAAGAGAUCAGCAGUGACAGCCACCAAGCUCCACUCACCAGGACACCCCAAGCAAAGGUCAACCACCCCAAGAAAUGUAUGCUCCCCGAAACGGGGAGAGAGUCGAGAUGCUGAAAAGCAGUUCAUCCAGAAACUGAAGGAAAAGUGCGAUGAGCAGUCCCGGCAAUUAAGCAAUAUUCGAGAUGAGCUUAAAAGGACCAGCUGUGGCUUUGAUGUCUUUGCUAUAACAACACAGCACUUUUUCAGGCAGAAAGAAAAUGCUCUUGUGAAAAUAGACGAGCUACGAGUUGAGCUUACAAAGAUCAAGGAUGAAGUUGCCAUCAACACAGAGAGAUGGAAGAAACAACUACAAAACGAGAAGGAGGAUCUGGAGAGGCACUUAGAGGAGGAGGUGGAAAAGCUUCACCAGCAGCAGAAGGAGGAGCUGCAGGUGGUGGAGCAGCGUCUGCGCGAAGAUUACAGCACCAAGAUGGAGAGCCUGCAGGAGCAGCACAAGCUGCAGCUGGAGCAAGUCAAGUCUCAGCACCUGCGCCAGGUGUCUGACAUCACAGCUGCCCACGAAGCUUCUGUAAUACAGCUGGAAAACAGCCACACCAUCGACGUUGCUGUACUGGAGGAUGAACACGGCCGCGAGAUCCAAGAACUGGUUUUUUCUCACGAACUGGAGAAAACACAAUUAAAGGAAGACUUUGAGAAGCUGCGGCUGUCACUCCAGAUUAUACAAGCUCCAUAUGUGCACUUAGAGAAAGAUCUGAAGAGCUUAAGACAUGUUCUGGACUUGAAGAACCAUCAGAUUCAUGAACAGGACAGGAAGAUUAUGGAGCUAGAAAAACAAGCUGAGAAAAACUUAAUCCUGGAAGAAAAGAUCACUAUGCUCCAACAGCAGAAUGAAGAACUCAGAGCCAGGAUUGAGCAGAACACUGUCAGAACAAGGCAACUGUCAGAGGAGAACGCCAAUCUCCAAGAAUCUGUCGAGAAAGAAGUGGAGGAGAAGAAGCGGCUGAGCAGGACAAACGAGGAGCUGCUCUGGAAGCUGCAGGGAGGAGACGCCGUCAGCCCCACCAAGGCCCCCCCAGCAUCAUCCGCAUCGUUUUGUCGCUCAUCAGGGAACACCUCGCCAGCCAAAGCCAGAAACAUGCGGCGGUGAUCCAUCACAACCCGCCGCCUCGGGCACGUUUCCAGCUGCUGAACCUCACACCCAAGGAAUUACCACCAUCAGCAGGUGCCAGGGCUCGUGGCUGCAAGCACGCUCCGUGGCUGCAUAGCUUCACAUUAGGCAGGGCUCUUCGAGAGGCCCCAGAUAGGAACUCGUUGUUUUGACACGUUCGUUAGGGUAGCAGAAAGGAUAGUGACAAGUUAGGAUAGCAGAAAGGUAGGAUUUAGGUUUAGCUUAGUAUGGUAAUGAUUUCACUACGGUUAGAGUCAGCUGUUGGAAAAGGCUUUAUCUUAGGUUCACUGGGAUGAACAGCUGCUGCAGUACUUCAGGUUAGUCUCACAUAGAGUUCCGGUUGUGAAUAUCUCUGUAUAUGUGUCUGUGUUUAUAUACAUGUACGUACUGUACCUUUAUACCUAUAUAUAGACGCACACACAUAUGUAUGUAGUUGAGGACGUUCUGGAUUGCAUUUUUUAUAUUCUUGGAUACUGCUAAGUGCUGAUCUAUUUUCAUUACAGUCAGCGGUUUUCUAACUUGUGCCUAAGACUCGUAUCAAAAGGAAACGCAUUUCUGUUGCGCCUCCCAGGAACAUUUAUACCCGAACUAGAAGGAAGUCCCACAGAAAUAGAAGCGCCUUCCAAGUGACCACCAAGUGGUACAACCCUUAACACGAACACCAGCGACUUUGUCAUUCGGAGACAGUACUGCCUUGAGAACAUCACCUUUGCAUUGAGCACCAGAUGAGAAACGCAAAAACCGUUCACUGCUUUUAGCUCUUAGCGUUGAUGUUGUAAGUUAGUGGGGAUAAGAUAGAGAUGAGAAACUCUAUAGAGUUUUAGUGAGUUUGAUAGAGGUUACUGGGUAAUGUGUUUCAAUUUUAGACUCUUUAGUUCCUAGAUUGCUUUUCUCUUGCUUCCCCUUGACCUGGUUUGGAAACAGUCGAAACCUCUGGGUGUAGGGUCCUGUUCAGGCUGAUUUGUUUCAAGUCCCGUGAGCAAGGAGGAGAAAACCAACCCUUUGUGUUCGGACCUUUGCUGGCCCAGCGUUAGGCUGAGCUGGUGGGCGCCUGCUGGAACAUGGGGAACGAUACAGAGGGCUGCAUGGGCGCAGGUGAGGUCAGAACGUUCCCUUCCAUACCUACCCACGUCUCACACUGCUACAUUUUACCUAGUGUUGCAAUGUGUGUGUGGGAGCAGUGCCCCGGCUUUGCUGGAACACUCUCAGCAACACUCUGCAGCUCAGACACAGAUUUGGUCACCGCCAGUGUGUCCAUGGCCCCUCUGCAACGCUAUAAAAAUAAUAGUGAUUUGGGUUUUUUUUUCUCCUUUUUCUGAGAAAUUCAUUUUUUGUAGCAGCUUUGCAUGAUGCUGUGAUGCUGAGUGACUGGAGCAUCUUGUUAGCACCUUACCACAGCAGCUGCUGUUUGAAACAUAUUGCUAGAUGGUAGUGUGUCCAGCAAGUACAGCCAGGAAAUAGAACAGGUACACACACAAAGGCCCUCCUCACCAACACAGCGUAACCACUCUCAGACUUGCCGCAUGCACAGAAAGCUGCAAUAGCUCCUGCAGUGUCGUGCUUCACUCUGCUAAUGCAGUUCUGAUGGGAUGAGAUGACACAGCCAGAGUUGUUACCAAGACCUGAUCUCAACUUCCCCACGCUGAACACACCAGAGCAUAUUCUCAGCCUGGAAUGGGCUGGCCAAACCCGGCUUUCUUCAUUUCUUCAUUGUUUUCCUCUAUUUCUGGUGCUUUCCUACUCCCAUUUUUGAAUUAAAUUCAUAUUCAAUAAUUGCUUCCAGCAGUGAAUUGGGAGUGGGGCUUCAAUGGUGGGAAAACCAGAACUGGCCCUAAUUCUGCCAUCACUCGGUGUCAUUGGCAGCCCCUUUCCCAUGGAGUUGUUGGCUCCCGGUCCUGCCUGUCACUGAAUGCUUCCUUGGCGCUACCUCCCAAUCACUAGCAAAGCUCAGAGCCCGGUGGGGAGGUGCCCUGGUCCAGCCAGCAUUCCCUAGGGGGAUGUCACAGGUACCUCCUGAGCCCAGAAACAGGGACUUCCAUCCCCCCCCAAAUUUUUCCUUUUUCUUGCUCUUCCUUCUCCUCAUCUGCGGGGAGGGGUCAGGCUGGUCAUGCCACAUGGAGAAGGAGGAAGCACUUGCCACAGACACCCAUCAUGGGCUGACCCCAGUGCUGGCUCCUCUGCUCACUGACAUUGGCACACAUCUCCCUUGGGGACAGGGCACACGCAGGUGCCUGGCCCACCCCAGAGGGACUGGAGCGGGGAGGGGGGCAGAGCAGAGGGCCACUCGCCCCUCGUCCCUCAGGCAGCGGCUUGGAAUUAUCAGAUGUUUGCAGAUUGAGCACUGGGCCCUUAGUGCAUCCCGCUGCAGGGCUCUGGGGGCGGCACAGUGGCAAAGGCUGCUGGUGGUAAUGGGGAAGGGGGGGGCAGGGCAGGAGAGCUGAUGCUAAGAGGUGCAAAUCGGGUAUGUUCUGUCUCUGCACUGAUCGCUUGUGUCCCAUGGACACGCCGAGGAGCCCCUGUACAGUUCCCACGCAGCAGGAGUCCCAUGGUCCGGUUCACUCUGUGGCUAAUGAGUACAGGAAGAGUUUGUAUUAUUUUGGUUCUGAUGUACAGAUAAGUGUAAUAUAUUCCUGAUAAUAAAUACACGCGCCAGCACACAGCGUGGGUGCAUAAAAA